Molecule: messenger RNA, 1128 nt
Organism: Cyphomyrmex costatus
Lineage: Eukaryota; Metazoa; Arthropoda; Insecta; Hymenoptera; Formicidae
Exons: 1
Source: RefSeq, a predicted model, not a curated record
AUGUUCGGAGCAGAGGAUCUUGUGCUGUUAAAACAAACACGCGAUCAGGUUAAACAGAUGCUCAUGGCGGGUGGUUUCAAACCACAUAAAUGGGCAAGCAAUGAUCCUCGACUAAUGGAUGAUAUCCCUGAGGCGGAACAAGCACUGCGCGUAAACAAAACUUUUGACUGUACGACUAGUUUAAAAAUUCUUGGCAUCUCGUGGAAUCCCUGUGAAGACGAAUUUAGAGUGCAGAUUCGAUCAGAGAAUCCUUUGAUUUUUACGAAACGAUCAUUUCUUUCUUUGAUAGCACGGAUCUUCGAUCCCUUGGGGUGGGUGGCUCCUGCGACCAUAACAGCCAAAAUACUCAUACAAUUACUUUGGCUAAAUAGGGUGGAGUGGGACACACCCCUCACUGGUGAUUUAUUAUCCAAAUGCCAAUUGUUCACUUCUCAAUUAGCGGGCUUAGGUAACGUGUCGAUCCCCCGUUGGACAAAACUAGGGGAUGAACCUCAAGCAGUCGAGCUUCACGGUUUUUCAGAUGCGUCGAACGCUGCUUACGCCGCAGUCGUUUACCUGCGAGUUGAAUCUCUUGUGGGCCAACGACAAGUAUCUCUUAUGUAUGCAAAAACCAAAGUUGCCCCUCUCAAGGUAUUAAGCGUGCCCAGACUAGAACUGUGCGCCGCUGUUCUGCUCACAAGGUCCUUGGAUUUCGUGCAAAAGGCUAUGAAACUGGUGAACGUGCCGACGUUCUGUUGGACCGAUUCAUCAGUCGUUUUAGCAUGGCUAAACGCGACUCCUUCUCGCUGGAAAACCUUCGUAGCCAAUCGAGUCUCAGAGAUUCACUCCACUUUGCCGAACGCUGCUUGGAAACACGUUCCAACGGCAAUGAAUCCCGCCGAUUGUGCCUCUCGCGGCAUGUCCGCUUCUGAUUUAAUUCAGCACAGCCUAUGGUGGCAAGGUCCCACUUGGUUGUGGUGUCCCGCCACUGAAUGGCCUGACAGUAAAAGGCCCCUUGAAUCAAACGUUGAUUUAGAACGGCGUAUUGACAACCACGUACACUUUGCAAUGGACGGUGCUCAGAAAUUAGCAUGGUCGCUUCCGUAUGAAGUAUCGACGUGGUCACGACUAUUACGCAUAACUGCAUAU